Molecule: messenger RNA, 1152 nt
Organism: Erythranthe guttata (spotted monkey flower)
Lineage: Eukaryota; Viridiplantae; Streptophyta; Magnoliopsida; Lamiales; Phrymaceae
Source: RefSeq, a predicted model, not a curated record
AUGGAUCGAUUUGUGAUAAAAACUAACCGUCAUCGUCUAGGAGAAUCAUCUACUUCAAAUGAUAAUAUCAAUGUUGGAACGUCGGCUAAUGAUAACGUCCAAGAAGAAACGCCAAUUAAUGAUAGCGUCUCUGAAGAACAUGCUCAAGUUGGAGAAAGUGCCAAAGGGGGCGGUGGUAAAUUCGUCAGUGAAGGUUAUAGAAACUGGCACAAGAAGGAAAAUUUGAGAAAAGACAAGGGAAAUCAUGACAGUGUUCAUCAUCAUUGCUAUAUGGCUUAUCAAGAUUUGAUGAAUAAUAAAGGUCACAUAGAUGUUCCUAUUGGGAGAAAAACUAAGGAAUCUAAACGCGACUACUACAUUCGGUUGCGUACAACAACGAAGGCCAUUAGAUAUUUGUUAAGGCAAGGAAUUCCAUUUCGAUGGCAUGACGAGUCAAAGAGUUCGCUAAAUAAAGGUAACUUUGUGGAACUUAUAAAGGUUAUUGCGGAAGAUAAUGAUGAAAAUAACAAAGUUGUUUUGGAUAACUCCCAAGGAAAUUGUAUUGUGACAGCACCAGAAAUUCAAAAACAAAUCAUUCGUGCGUUUGCUCAUUUAGUCUCGAAGACUAUCAUUUCUGAUAUUGGAGAUAAUUUAUUUGCUUUGUUAGUUGACGAGGUACGUGAUGUGUCCAUUAAAGAACAAAUGGUGGUUUCUUUACGUUGUGUAAACAAGGAAGGAAAAAUUAUUGAACGCUUUCUUGGCAUUGUUCAUGUUCCAAAUACAACUUCACGACGUCUGAAAGCUUCUCUUGAGUCUCUUCUUACAACAUUUGGCUUGAGUUUGUCGCGAGUGCGUGGCCAAGGUUAUGAUGGAGCUAGUAAUAUGGAAGGAGAGUUUAAUGGUUUGAAGAGUUUAAUAUUGAAAGAAAACAAGUCUGCUUUUUAUGUUCAUUGUUUUGCUCAUCAGCUUCAGUUAUCUCUUGUGAAAAUUACUAAGAAAAAUACGCAACUUUUUGAAUUUUUUGGUUCUCUUGCAUUGUUGGCUAACGUUAUUGGAGGUUCUUGUAAACGUCAAGAGUUGUUUCAGGAGAAACAAUUUGAGAAGUUAAUGGAAAGAGUUUCUUUGUAUAAUUUUGUAAGUGGUAGUGGUUUGAAUCAAGAGUCCACUUUAUAA